Naegleria lovaniensis is the source of this 1020-nucleotide messenger RNA. RefSeq lists its product as uncharacterized. Bases 1 to 1020 code for a protein of 339 amino acids. Lineage: Eukaryota; Heterolobosea; Eutetramitea; Acrasida; Naegleriidae. The transcript has a single exon. The record is from RefSeq and is a predicted model, not a curated record.
AUGUUCAUUAAACGAGUGUCAAGAAUGUCUCCUGUUACAACCUCGAACGCUGCUACUACAACCACUACUGGUCAAGGUUCUUCUCGAUCCACCACUACUACGACAAAUACAACGAGAACAUACAAUCUCAUGACAUCGUCCAAAUCUUCAUUCUUGAAACAACAAGGAACAACGAAUACAAUUGACAAGAUGCCAUUGAAGAAACCAACUUCAUGUACAAAUUUCAACAAUUAUAGAUCCUUACACAAAGAACAAGCUUAUCGAAAUACCAAUAUUAUGGAAUGUCAAAUUCCAUUGCCUUACAUGAUGGAAAAGAAUCAUCCUCCGCAGAUGGCACUCGAACGACGUAACAACAAACAACAUAACUACGAGUCGUCCAUCAUGAAUCCAUCAAGACGAGACAAAGACGUUGCCAUAAAUUUAAAAGAACACAACACCAGUGGUGUUGUAAAUCCAUUCAUGUCAGCACGUUCUGAAUGCAAAUCCCUUCCUCGUCGACAUGCUCAUCCAAGACAAGACAUGUCGGUAAAGAGAUUCAUUUCACACUCUGCCACACAUUCUCUGUUGAAGAAAGAGGACGUGGUAUUGGUCAAUGUCGAUGAAGACUUGUCUAUAUUGAAUAUGGUCGAUGCAACUUGGCAUGGACAAACUGGUGUUGUGUGUGAAAUUAAUGAUGACGAAUGUGUCGUGGAGAUUGCAGAGAAGAGUGUCAUGUUUGAGGAUGAUCAUGACUCUAACGUUUUUACAACUUGUGAAGGAUUUGUGCAUGAAAGUCACUGCAUGUUAUUGGUUGGUGAUGACCGUAAUGAAGAAUACAAUGACCAUGCCGUGUCCAUAGGUCAGACAAGACAAAUUGUUCUUCCAAUAUUUUGCUUAUGUCUCGAAGACAAAGUGUUAAAGGAAAGGUUGGCAGCUUCGCUCAAAUCUUCCUCGCGCCAGCAAUCACACGUUUCUUCUCCAAAAGUCAUGCAAACCAUUCUUCAAACACAAUCAAAAUCUUUAGUUUCUUGCCUAAGUUAA